Dermatophagoides pteronyssinus (European house dust mite) is the source of this 2118-nucleotide messenger RNA. RefSeq names its product nucleolar protein 58-like. Lineage: Eukaryota; Metazoa; Arthropoda; Arachnida; Sarcoptiformes; Pyroglyphidae. The record is from RefSeq and is a predicted model, not a curated record.
AUGUUACUGCUUUGCGAAACCGCUGGCGGCUUCGGGCUGCUGAAACUGCGCGGGACGCGCGCGGCGGUGCCCGCGGAGGUCGAGGACCUCGCACUCGGCGCGGAGAACAUCUCUCUGCGCAAGUUCAAGGCGUUCGAGGACAUCGGAGUGGCUACCAAGGAAAUUGUCGCGCUGCAGAGCGGUGCGCUGUCGAAGCGGUUGCGCAAGUUUUUGCUGAAUCACGCCAAGCCGGACAGCGUGCUACUGGUAAGCGACAAGACGCUCGCGGCGAACAUCAAGCAAGAGCUGCAGCUGAACGUAGCCGUCGCGCCGAGUUGCUCUGCGCUCGGACGCGCGGUCCGCGAGCGGCUGCACGCGCUGCUGCAGGAUAAAGUUGACUUACACCAGCAGAGCAUCGCGCUCUCGCACAGCAUCGCGCGCUACAAGAUCCAGUAUUCGCCGGACAAGCUCGACGUGAGCGUGUUGCACGGGGUAGGGCUGCUGGAGGACCUCGACAACGAAACGAACAACCUCGCCAUGAACUUGAAAGAGUGGUAUGGGUUCCACUUUCCGGAGUUCGUGAAGCGCGUGAGUGACAACCUGGUCUUUGCGGAGUUUGUGCUGCACGUCGGGCUGCGCAGCAACCUGCAGAACGUCUCUUCGCUGGAGCACAUCAACAUUGACGAACGGUUGCUGCAAGAAUUGAAGGUGCUCGCCGAGAGCUCGAUGGGCAGCGAGCUGUCUUUGGCGGACAUCGAGUGUUUGAAGGAAGUCAGCAACCGCGUCGUCUCGCUUUUCCAGUAUAAGAUGCAGCUCGCUGAGUACCUGCAUGCGCGGAUGCAGAAGAUCGCGCCGAACCUCGCGCAUCUGCUCGGCGACCUGCUCGGCGCGAAGCUCAUUGCGCACAGCGGCGGGCUCUUGAACCUCGCAAAGCAGCCCGCUUCGACGGUGCAGCUGCUCGGCGCGGAAAAGGCGCUGUUCCGCGCGCUGAAGUCGCGCUCGAACACGCCGAAGUACGGCAUGUUGUACCAUGCGAAGCUCGUGGCCCAGGCGAGCACGAAACUCAAGGGCAAGAUGGCGCGCAUCGUCGCGAACAAGGCUGCGCUCUGCGCGCGCGCAGAUGCCUGCGGAGCGCCGGAAGAGUGUGCAAAAGGCACGGUGGACUUCCACCCGCACGAGAUGCAGCUGCGCAGCUGCGUGUUGCGCGACGUAGAAGACGUUUUCCGCUUGUUCGGCGGCCAAGCAAUUGACACGCCAGUGUUCGAACUGAAAAAAGUGCUCACCGGCAAGUACGGCGAAGACUCAAAGCUGAUUUACGACUUGAAAGACCAAGGCGGCGAGAUGCUCUCGCUGCGCUACGACCUGACUGUGCCCUUCGCGCGCUACUGCGCGACACACGCAGUCGAGAAGAUCCGCCGCUACCAGAUCGGGAAGGUGUAUCGGCGCGACGAGCCUCAGGUCGCAAAGGGCCGCUUCCGCGAGUUCUACCAGUGCGACUUCGACAUCGCGGGGCCGGGCGACGCGCUGACGGCGGACGCAGAGAUUCUGCGUCUGCUGAUCUUUUUGCUCGAGCGAAUGCAGCGCUUCGUCGGCGACUUUUGCGUGCGCGUAAACCACCGUGUGCUACUAGAGGCGCUGUUCGCGCAGGCGGGCGUCGAGCCCGCGCAGUUUCAGCCGGUCGCGAGCUCCAUCGACAAGCUCGACAAGCUGAGUUGGAAAGAGGUUGCCGAAGAGUUGACGUGCGUAAAGGGCGUCGCGGCUGAGGUCGUCGAAGCGCUUCGGCCGCUGAUACUGGUGAAAGAGCCGGUCUCGAACGUCUGUGCUCGGCUGCGACAGAUUUCGUCACUGGUCUCGGACGACGCGUGUCGCGCAGCGCUCGACCACAUGCAGCAGCUCGGCGAGUGCGUGCCUUCCGCGCGCCUGCACUUCGACUGCUCGCUCGCGCGCGGGCUGGACUAUUACACGGGGCUCAUCUUCGAAGCAGAGCUCGUGCACAGCGAAACGCGGCUGGGCAGCAUCGCUGCCGGCGGCCGCUAUGACCAGUUGAUCGGCCAGUUCUCUGGGCGCGCAGUUCCAGCGGUGGGCGUGAGCUUGGGACUCGAGCGAAUCUUCCGCCUCUUGAACGAACGCGUCGGGCAG